Molecule: messenger RNA, 736 nt
Organism: Nicotiana attenuata
Lineage: Eukaryota; Viridiplantae; Streptophyta; Magnoliopsida; Solanales; Solanaceae
Exons: 3
Coding region: 308-613 (101 amino acids)
Source: RefSeq, a predicted model, not a curated record
CAAUAAUUCGUCGAUACGAUAGAACGGGAACAACCAUCCACACAAGGUGUUAGAGUUCAAGACCAAAAAUGCCGUUGAUUUCAGUGAUAAAUGUAAGGAGAUCAGAUUCCAAAUCGUUUAGGGUUCAAGACCAAAAGUUCCGUCGAUUUCACUGAUAAAUGUAAGGAGAUCAGAUUCCAACUCGUUUAAGGAAAGAAUUGAAGAAAUUCGAAGACAAAGACCAGAAACUCUGGCAGAAAGUUCACCGAAUGACGCGCUUGGUGUAGUCUUCGGUCCUGAGCACCCUGGCCGUGUUCGAGGCUUAGGCAUGGGUGCAGUUCCAACUGUAGUAUUCAAGGAAACAUCAAGAGGAGGUGGUUGUUCUUAUAUGGGCGCAGCUAGUACUAGUGCUCCACCUCCACAAUGGGUGCAAGAGAUGGCAAAUAUGAGAUCACAAUUAAAUGCGCUAACAAGCUUAUUACAAAUGAAAAUAGGAAAUAUCCCCGAGGAGUUUGCUCACUUAUUUCCGACUCCUUCACAGGCACCCAAUAUAGGAGAUGGCGUUCCGUCAUCAACUGGGCCAAGAAGAUCCUUUGAUAGAAGUAACUACGAAAAUGCAACAAACGACAAUUAGUAAUCAUUGUUAGGAUGAACUAUGAUUUUUUUUUUUUUUUUUUUUUUUUUUUUUUUUUUUGUGCUGUAAAUGUUUAAUAACUCUCUUAACUCUCUGCAACUUAAAAUUGAAUCUUGGAUGAUG